AUUUUCGAUAUUCAGUGGGUAUACUGUACGGGACGAAGAAUUAAUUUUCUUUCUUUUUUUAUUCAUGUUCGUGUCUAAAACAACUUGUCGUCUUACGGAUAGAACUUAAUUUUCGUCUGGUUUGGAAAUCAUACAGAAGUCCAGGAUUAAAUUUUCGCUUUACAAAAACUACAAAAAUAAAUUAAUAGCAAAACAACAAAAAUCUGAUUCAUAUACUUGUGCUGUGUUGGUUGUGAAUAUAAUAAAUAUUAAGUAAGAUUACAAUCCAGGUGAAGGAACUCGUCUAUAAAAAAAAUGAGGACGUUUAUAUUUUGGUGCACUCUAUCAACAUUACUUGCUACCCCUUCAAUUGCAUCGAACACAUACGUUUGGCCAAUAUUAUCGUCACAAGAAAUUACCGUCAUUGUAAACAGAACCUACGAUGUAAAUUUAGGCAUAUUUGGAAUUAUAGACUCCCCGAUAAACAUGACGCUGACUCCUCAACAUGAAAAUUUAAUCGAAUUGAAUCCGUCAAAAAUUCCAAUCUCAUCGACAAAUCAAACCAUCGAUGCACACUAUCUGAUUUCGGUAAAAGGAGUCAAUCCAGGUUUGUUAGACGUAAUAAUAUCAACCGAACCACUAUCCGAAAACUUCAGGAACGUAUUCCUCAAGGUAACGGUUGCACUAUCACCGGUCAUUUUACACGUAUCCAUUGUACUCGGCUGGCUUUAUUUUGUGGCCUGGUCGGCAUCGUUCUAUCCGCAAAUCAUUGAUAAUCAUCAGCGGAAGAGUGUAGUUGGUCUGAACUUCGAUUAUUUAUCGUUUAAUAUUGUCGGGUCGGCGCUGUAUACUGCUUUUAACAUGGGAUUACUGUGGUGUCCAUUAAUUGAGAAUGAAUACUUUAGAAGAUAUCCGAGAGGCUUGAAUCCUGUAUUGAUCAACGAUGUUCUAUUUUCGUUGCAUGCAUUAAUUGCCACUCUAUUCACCGCCAUUCAAUGUGCAAUAUAUGAGAGGGCCCUGCAAAGAGUUUCUAACAUUGCGAGAGCAAUUUUGGCCAUAUUCUUCGUAAUUGUUCUAUCACUGCUGGCUCUUGCUUACUGCAAUGUUAUUCAUUGGCUGGACUUUUUGUACUAUUGCAGCUACAUUAAAUUGACAAUAACACUCAUCAAAUACAUUCCUCAGGCUGUUAUGAAUUAUCGCAGAAAGAGUACAGUAGGAUGGAGUAUUGGAUGCAUUUUCUUAGACAUUAUCGGUGGUGUUUUCAGCAUUCUGCAGAUGGUAUUGAAUGCACACAAUCAUGACGAUUGGGUAUCAAUAUUCGGUGAUCCAACGAAAUUCGGUCUCGGCCUAUUUUCCAUCUGUUUCGACAUAUUUUUUAUCAUUCAACAUUACGUUCUCUAUCGCGUUCCCACGCCAACGCUACGAGAGAAUGACUCAAAUUUGGACAGACUUUUGACAGAGAAAGCUUGAACAGAGAUUGGUAUCGGAGUCCAUACCAUAUUUUAUGGAGUGGAACGAUCUACGUUUAGUGUAGAUUGUAGGUGUAGAGUAGCCAGUUAAGAGACGACACGAUGUGAGAUGAUAUUUUACUAUUGAGAAAAGCAUUACGUUUGUGAUAGAUUACUUAAAUGUAACGUAAUUUCGUUUAUUUUUUAUCUAAUUUAGUAUUUAUUGUUGAAGUGAAGCAAAACGGUUGGUAUGUCCAGAAUAUCUAUCGACAGAAAUAUAGGUGAAACGGACAAACAAAACUGCUGUUGCCGAAAUAUCUUUUCAUCAAAUAUUUAAAGGAAUCUGGGGGAAAGAGUUUAACUACCUACCCUACUGAGGGAUGCCGAACUUGUUGGACUAAAUCGUAUGGGAUUAAAAGGGCUUAAUUGAAGUUGGGCUAGUCCCAUUUAAUCACAUAAGAUUUAUUAGGCCAAGCAAUGCGGCACCCAUCGCAUCCCUUCCACUUAUAUGGUGUACUCAGGUAACGGCGCAGUGUUAACGCUCAUUAUGGUGCAAAUAGACUAACUUCACUUAAGUUUGAUUCCCAGCAUCAUUAAAUCAGUCAAUAAUUACUCAAAACGUAAUCCCGUCUGGCGAGCUUAGCACCACCGACACCUUCAGUUUUUUUUUUUUUUAAACCUAAUUGUCAAAAGUAUCACUUCCGUGAUAAACAAAUUCCAGUCUAUCGCCUUUAUGAUUUUUUCUCCAUCAACACAUUCAACACUCGAAAACAAAAGUACUUUAAAGCUAUGUGUUAGCUGGUGGCAUCCAAACGUUUCGUUUCAAAAAUAUUUCCAUAUUGCUCGGGAGUGAAAAAAAAAAUUGGAAAACUUUUUUCAUUUCCUGUAAAUAUAAAACGAAUUCGGUGUGCUAUGAAAGCAAUGGCAUCUGUCGAACGUAACACAGUUGAAAUUGAUGCACUGAUAAAUCGACAGCGAACAAAAAGAUUUGCGUAUUUGCGUAUGUGGGUCAAUCACCACAUAAUCUCUGUCUGCAUUUUAUUUUGCUGUGAAUUUGAUUCUGUUAACCAUUUUUGGACGUACCAAUUUGAUUUAUUUUAAUUAAUUAAUUAAAAAAAGACUUGUUUGUAAAUGUGUGCUCAGGGGCUCUUUCAGUCUUUCACUAAUAUUUAUUUAUCACAAAUACUGACUAGAUUUUAGAUGAUUAUUAGUUUCGAUAAGUUUACUUGUAAAACGAAAUGGGACUGUAAGACGCAGUGAUUUUAAUUGUUGAUUACAAAUAGUAAAAUAGAAUUGCAAAAAA
Messenger RNA from Bradysia coprophila, 2730 nucleotides. Its product is annotated as cystinosin-like. Gene Ontology annotation, biological process: L-cystine transport. Gene Ontology annotation, cellular component: lysosomal membrane. The record is from RefSeq and is a predicted model, not a curated record. Lineage: Eukaryota; Metazoa; Arthropoda; Insecta; Diptera; Sciaridae. Gene Ontology annotation, molecular function: L-cystine transmembrane transporter activity.